AUGUCGCAUCCAGUCGCCUCGUCAAGGGCUCUCCAAGGCGCCCUCAGGAGCCUCCCUGCGCAGCAAUGCCGGCGUUGCUUCUCCAGCAGCGCAUUCCAGCCGAAGCAGCUCCGGCCGGUCGUCCCUCGAUCACCGGUCCAGUCCAGACAGCCGAUUACACAGAAGCGAACGAAAUACAAGACGAUCGAGCAGGCCAAGAGCCGGUAUAGCACGGGGCCUUUUUCGUGGAAAGCGGCCGUCUUGUUCGUGAUUACAUGCGGUGGCCUCGUCUGGUACUUUGAGCAUGAGAAGGAGCGCAUGCAGCGGAAGAGGAUCGCAGAGGCGACCAAGGGCGUCGGCCGUCCCAAGGUUGGAGGAUCCUUUGAGCUGACGGAUCAGAACGGGAAGCCCUUUACCAGCGAGAUGAUGAAGGGCAAGCACUCAUUGGUCUACUUUGGAUUCACGCGCUGCCCCGACAUCUGCCCCGAAGAGCUCGACAAGAUGGCCCGCAUGCUGGAUAUCGUCGACGCCAAGCUUCCCAACAACCAGCUGCUCCCCAUCUUUGUGACGUGCGACCCGGCGCGAGACGAUCCCGCGGCGCUCAAGACCUACCUCGCCGAGUUCCACCCGAAGCUGAUCGGCUUGACUGGGACAUACGACCAGAUCAAGGACUUGUGCAAGAAGUAUCGCGUGUACUUUAGCACGCCGCGAGAUGUGAAGCCUGGGCAGGACUACCUGGUCGACCACAGCAUAUACUUUUACCUGAUGGACCCGGAGGGCGAUUUUGUGGAAGCGCUGGGGCGACAGCACUCGCCGGAACAGGCGGCGCAGCUGAUUAUUGAUCAUAUCAAGGAUUGGAAGAACAGCCAUUAG
Molecule: messenger RNA, 852 nt
Organism: Trichoderma citrinoviride
Lineage: Eukaryota; Fungi; Ascomycota; Sordariomycetes; Hypocreales; Hypocreaceae
Product: electron transport protein
Exons: 3
Coding region: 1-852 (283 amino acids)
Biological process (GO): mitochondrial respiratory chain complex IV assembly; intracellular copper ion homeostasis
Cellular component (GO): mitochondrial inner membrane
Molecular function (GO): copper ion binding; copper chaperone activity
Source: RefSeq, a predicted model, not a curated record